GUAAUUUCUCAGUUAUAAGGGAAAAACAUGGCCAAGCCCCAAAAGUGAAAAACUGAAAACCCUCAUUCAGCCGCCCAUUUAUGCAACUCUCGUUUUGGUGCCGCAUCCCGCUGUCCAUCCGCCGUCCGCCGCCGCCGUACUGGUCAACUGCUCGACGCUUCUUCUUUCCGAUGGGAGAGUCCGCCUCCGGCAAGAAAGGAAAGCCCGACUCGAGCUCCGCUCCUCCGGCGUACGCCAAAGACGAAGCGUAUCUUCAGACUGUUAUUCCCAAACGCAUUGAGCUUUUCGAAUCCCUGAAAAAUCAGCAGAACCUCAGUCGUCUCUCGCUUUCGCCUGACCCAAUCAAGAUUACGCUGCCGGACGGGAAGGUGAAGGAAGGCAAGAAAUGGAACACAACGCCGUUCGAUGUUGCCAAGGAGAUAUCAAAGAGUUUGGCGUCUAACGCUUUGAUAUCAAAGGUGGACGGUGUUUUAUGGGACAUGAGCCGGCCUUUGGAAGGCGAUUGCAAGCUCGAGCUGUUUACCUUUGAAACUGAUGAAGGCCGUGAUACCUUUUGGCAUUCAAGUGCCCACAUACUUGGCGAGUCACUGGAGCAGGCAUAUGGGUGUCGAUUAUGCAUCGGGCCGUGCACCACGAGAGGAGAGGGAUUUUAUUAUGAUGCAUUUUAUGGUGAUCUGGGGUUGAACGAGGAUCACUUUAAACUGAUUGAAGCAGCUGCCAAGAAAGCUGUUGAUGAAAAGCAACCCUUCGAGCGCAUUGAAGUGACAAGGGAACAAGCUCUCGACAUGUUUUCAGACAACCAGUUCAAGGUUGAAAUUAUUAAGGAUUUACCGGCCGAUAAAACAAUCACAGUAUAUAGAUGUGGUCCGUUGGUUGAUCUUUGUCGUGGACCUCACAUUCCUAAUACAUCUUUUGUGAAAGCAUUUAGCUGUUUGAAGGCAUCAUCUGCAUAUUGGCGUGGUAAUAAAGACCGUGAAAGUUUGCAAAGAGUCUAUGGUAUAUCAUAUCCAGAUCAAAAACGUCUGAAGGAAUACAAAGCCAUGCUGGAAGAAGCGAAAAAAUAUGACCAUAGAGAACUCACUAAAAAGCAGGAGCUUUUCUUUUUUCACCCUCUAAGCCCGGGAAGUUGUUUCUUCUUACCCCAUGGUGCUCGAGUUUGCAACAAGUUGUUGGAAUUCAUUAGAAGUCAGUACUGGAAGAGAGGUUAUGAAGAGGUGUGGACUCCGAAUAUGUACAACAUGCAGCUGUGGGAAACAUCUGGUCAUGCAGCAAACUACAAGGAGAAUAUGUUUGUGUUUGAGGUAGAGAAACAAGAAUUUGGACUCAAGCCAAUGAACUGCCCUGGACAUUGUCUUAUAUUUGAUCAUAGAGUCCGCUCAUAUAGAGAACUUCCACUCCGCCUGGCUGAUUUUGGGGUCUUGCACCGGAAUGAAGCAAGUGGUGCACUUACUGGUUUGACUCGUGUCAGGAGAUUCCAGCAGGAUGAUGCACAUAUAUUUUGCAGGGAGUCACAGGUUAAAGAUGAAGUGAAGUCUGUGUUGGAAUUCAUCAGUUAUGUGUACAAAGUGUUUGGCUUCACUUUUGACCUAAAGUUAUCUACGAGACCAGAGAAAUAUCUUGGGGACUUAGAAGUAUGGGAUAAAGCUGAAGCUGCUCUUGCAGAAGCACUAAAUGAGUUUGGCAAACCUUGGGAGAUAAACGAAGGUGAUGGGGCAUUCUACGGGCCAAAGAUUGACAUCAGUGUUUCUGAUGCAAUGAGAAGAAAAUUUCAAUGUGCUACUUUGCAGCUGGACUUUCAACUCCCUGCUCGUUUCAACUUAUCCUACUCAGCAGAAGAUGAAACCAAGAGGGAGAGGCCUGUUAUGAUACACAGAGCUAUUCUUGGUUCAGUUGAACGAAUGUUUGCAAUACUUUUGGAACAUUACAAGGGCAAGUGGCCGUUUUGGCUUAGUCCACGCCAAUGGGAGUCUCUUUCUCCUCUUUAUCGGGAUAUUGUGGCAUUCAACACCUGUGUAAUUCUGCAUGCUCAUAUUAUUAGAAACUAUUUGGUUAUGCCGUUUGUUAUGACUUCACACGACUUAGCUAACAGACUUGUUAUCGGAUAUUUGCUUAAUGAACAAGUUCGGGAUCGCAUACACGAGGCUGGGUUCUUUGUUGAUGUUGACACAACUGACAGAACAAUUAAUAAAAAGGUGCGUUUAUGCCCUCUCCCAACUCUUUACAGCCUUCUCUAUAGCAUGACUGGUAUAAUCCUCCAUAUCUUGGUACGAGAAGCUCAAAUGGCCCAGUACAACUACAUAUUGGUGGUUGGGGAGAAAGAAGUUGGAACUGGACAGGUGGCCGUGAGGGUUAGAGAUGGGAAUGAUGCCACAGUCAUGAGCUUGGAGGAUCUGUUGAAUCUAUUCAAGGGUGAUGUUGCAGCUUUUAGGUAGUUGCCUUUAUUUCAUACAAACCAAAAGUACGAAAUUUUUGCAUUGUGAUUGAUUUCUUGGAUAUUGUUACUGAGAUGUACGAAAUAGACAAAAUAGAAAACUAAGGAACAUAAAAACGCGAUAAGUAGCAGCACGAAAACCUGCCUCAAGAAUUUGAAUGAUGUUUCCAUAUAUAGUGGACUGUUCCAUUUA
Messenger RNA from Striga asiatica, 2624 nucleotides. The record is from the annotation of a GenBank genome assembly. NCBI's taxonomy places the organism in Eukaryota, Viridiplantae, Streptophyta, Magnoliopsida, Lamiales, Orobanchaceae.